AUGCGCGCACCCCGCCGCGUCCCCUGGGCAUCCAAUGCCGAGCUCGCCGAGCUCUACGACCUCAUCUUCCUCCCGGGUGCCUCUACGCAGUCGCGCGAGGCGGCCAUGUCGAGGAUGAGCGUCUACAUUGCCUCACCUUCAUGCCCCGCCUUUCUGCACCUGUUGCAUGCCCUAGUUGGCGCGUUGCUUCUCCCCUACCCGCCUACCUCGGCACAGGAAGCCAACGUCGCGCGCAUGACCUACGCCAUGGCUGUCGUCCGCUUCGUCAACGGCAUGGUCGACCCCCUCCAGACGGGCCUGCACGCCCGCCCCAUCUCCCACCUGGCCGCCACCCUCGGCCUUCCCGCCUCGCUCGUGACCCUCCGUCACCGCGCGACGCACGAGGACCUGCCGCCGCUCUCGCUCCUCCGCCGCGCCCUCGAGCAAGCCACAGACUAUGUCCACCGCAACUCGUUCCUGCCGCUGCUGGCGUCCAGCUCGGCCGGCGUGGGGUGGGACAAGCGCGCGCGUGCCGAGGCGCUCGUGACCCGCUGGAAGAAGACGUGCAAGGCCCGCGUGCGUGCGCGCGACGUCACGGCCGAAUCGGCCAGUGGCCACGCGGUCAGCCGCCUCAAGCGCGAGGUUGAGAACGAGGACCCCGCGGAGAUCAUCGAGGCCGUGGUCCGCGUUGGACUCGUGCCCGUCGGACGCAAGAAGCGUCCAAGCAAAAGGGACACGGCUCCGUCGCAGGAAGCCCUGCUGGUAUGGGGCCCGCUCCUCAUGCACCUCGCUGCAACCCACCCCACGGCCUCGAUCGCGUCGGUCCUCUCCCAAACGGUCGUCGGCGUCAUCGUCGACACUGCGCCCCGCUUCCAGCCGCCCGCGCAUGGGAUGGACGCCGACGCGGCCGAGGACGCGCGCAAGGAGCUCGCGAGCUACCGCUGGGCGCUGGGCGUGUGGCUCCGCUGGCUGUGGGAGGCCGACGCCGCCGGCGAGUUGAGUGUGCCUGCCGACGAGCGCGUCGGCGUGCUCCGCCGUCUGGCGCGCGAGCUGGUGCACGAGGAUGAUGUCUUGCGCAGGAUUUACGGUAUCCUCGCUGCCACGUCUGACGAGGGACCCGCCUUGGCCGAGAUGGACGAGCUCCUCGAGCGCAGCAACGACACCGCAGGCGCCGACGACAGCGACGAGGAGAUGGAGCUCGAGGGCCUCGAGGUCGAGAUUGGCACGGGCACGUCUGCGCUCGAGGAAGAGGUGGACGUCGACGCCAAAGUGGCCAGCAUGGAGGCCAACCUCCGCUCCCUGGACAAAAUGCUUGCCCAGAGGCCCACAGGCGCGGCCGCGCGGGCGGGCGAGGGCCAGGACGACGACGGCCAUGUGGUCAAGGGGUGGGCGAAGGUGGACGAGUGGCCUUGUUAG
This is a messenger RNA of Apiotrichum porosum, 1395 nucleotides long. RefSeq names its product rRNA-processing protein las1 (gene LAS1). The transcript has 5 exons. NCBI's taxonomy places the organism in Eukaryota, Fungi, Basidiomycota, Tremellomycetes, Trichosporonales, Trichosporonaceae. Gene Ontology annotation, cellular component: preribosome, large subunit precursor; Las1 complex. Gene Ontology annotation, biological process: maturation of 5.8S rRNA; maturation of LSU-rRNA. Gene Ontology annotation, molecular function: endonuclease activity. The coding region runs from base 1 to 1395 and encodes 464 amino acids. The record is from RefSeq and is a predicted model, not a curated record.